Dipodomys ordii (Ord's kangaroo rat) is the source of this 2868-nucleotide messenger RNA. RefSeq names its product kinase suppressor of ras 2 (gene Ksr2). Gene Ontology annotation, biological process: protein phosphorylation. The record is from RefSeq and is a predicted model, not a curated record. Lineage: Eukaryota; Metazoa; Chordata; Mammalia; Rodentia; Heteromyidae. Gene Ontology annotation, molecular function: ATP binding; protein kinase activity. The coding region runs from base 1 to 2868 and encodes 955 amino acids. The transcript has 23 exons.
AUGGAUGAGGAAAACAUGACAAAAGGCGAGGAGCUGCAGCCUCUGAGUUUGCAAAAAGCGUUACAACAGUGCGAGCUGGUCCAAAACAUGAUAGACUUGAGCAUUUCUAACCUGGAAGGGCUUAGGACCAAGUGUGCUACCUCCAACGACCUCACACAAAAAGAGAUCCGGACCCUGGAGAGCAAGCUGGUCAAGUACUUCAGCCGGCAGCUGUCCUGCAAGAAGAAGGUGGCGUUGCAGGAGCGCAACGCUGAACUCGACGGCUUCCCCCAACUCCGGCACUGGUUCCGGAUCGUGGAUGUCCGCAAGGAAGUCGUGGAGGAGAUCUGCCCCGGGCAGCUGAGCCUGGAAGACCUGCUGGAGAUGACGGAUGAGCAGGUGUGUGAGACGGUGGAGAAGUUCGGGGCCAACCCCGAGGAGUGUGCCCGGCUCAACGCCUCCCUGUCCUGCCUGAGGGCCGUGCACUUGUCAGAUAGGCGUUUUCUCCUGUUGUCCACCAACACGCCCGCAACACUGCCGGGUGACUUGUCCUUGCCACACCCCGGAACCCCCGCGCCGCAGUUCCGCGCUACCCAGUCACACGUGGAGACACUGAGUCACAGCCGGGAAACACGCUGUGGGAACCCCUCCAAGCAAGACUGGACAAUCCAAUGGCCCACGCCGGAGCAGGAGCCGGGCAAGGAGAACAGCCUGCUGUGCCCCGCGGAGCCCGCGCCCAACAUCGUCACGGUGACCCCGCCUGGCACGCCGCCCGCGCGCAGGAGGAACAAGCUGAAGCCCCCCGGAACCCCGCCGCCCUCCUCCCGCAAGCUGAUCCACCUGAUCCCAGGCUUCACCGCGCUGCACCGCAGCAAGUCCCACGAGUUCCAGCUGGGCCAGCGCCCGGACGAGGCCCACACCCCCAAAGCCAAGAAAAAGAGCAAACCCUUCAACCUCAAGAUCCACAGCGGCGGCGUGGGCAGUUGCGAGAACAUUCCAGCGCAGCCGCGCUCCCCGCUGCUGUCCGACCGCUCCCUGCGCUCCUUCUUUGUGGGGCACGCGCCCUUCCUGCCCUCCACCCCGCCCGUGCACUCCGAGGCCAACUGCUCUGCAAACACACUGUCAGUGCCGCGCUGGUCCCCGCAGAUUCCCCGCAGAGACCUGGGCAACUCCAUCAAACACAGGUUUUCCACCAAGUACUGGAUGUCUCAGACGUGUACGGUCUGUGGAAAGGGGAUGCUUUUUGGUCUCAAAUGUAAAAAUUGCAAAUUAAAGUGCCACAACAAAUGCACCAAAGAAGCCCCGCCCUGUCACCUCCUGAUCAUCCACCGAGGAGAUGCCUCCUGUGUUUUUGUCCCUACGGAUCCAGCAAGGUUAGUCCGGACAGAGUCGGUCCCGUGUGACAUCAACAACCCUGUACGGAAACCACCCCGGUAUUCAGACCUGCACAUCAGUCAGACGCUCCCCAAAACCAACAAAAUCAACAAGGACCACAUCCCUGUCCCUUACCAGCCAGACUCCAGCAGCAACCCCUCCUCCACGACGUCCUCCACACCCUCCUCGCCGGCUCCUCCCCUCCCACCCAGCGCCACGCCGCCUUCUCCCCUCCACCCUUCCCCCCAGUGCACGAGGCAGCAGAAGAACUUCAACCUGCCAGCAUCACACUACUACAAAUACAAGCAGCAGUUCAUCUUCCCAGAUGUGGUACCUGUGCCAGAGACGCCAACGCGGGCACCCCAGGUCAUCCUGCAUCCAGUGGCCUCCAAUCCAAUCUUGGAAGGAAACCCGUUACUUCAAAUUGAAGUGGAGCCAACCUCGGAGAAUGAAGAGGGCCAUGAUGAAGCUGAGGAGUCCGAGGACGACUUCGAGGAGAUGAACCUGUCCCUGCUCUCAGCCCGGAGCUUCCCACGCAAGGCCAGCCAGACCAGCAUCUUCCUGCAGGAGUGGGACAUCCCCUUCGAGCAGCUGGAGAUCGGCGAGCUCAUCGGCAAGGGCCGCUUUGGGCAGGUGUACCACGGCCGCUGGCACGGCGAGGUGGCCAUCCGGCUGAUCGACAUCGAGAGGGACAAUGAGGACCAGCUCAAGGCCUUUAAGCGGGAGGUGAUGGCCUACAGGCAGACGAGGCACGAGAACGUGGUGCUUUUCAUGGGGGCCUGCAUGAGCCCGCCCCACCUGGCCAUCAUCACCAGCCUCUGUAAGGGUCGGACGCUCUACUCGGUGGUGAGGGACGCCAAGAUUGUCCUGGAUGUCAACAAAACCAGGCAGAUUGCUCAGGAGAUUGUGAAGGGAAUGGGCUACCUGCACGCCAAGGGCAUCCUCCACAAGGACCUCAAGUCAAAGAACGUCUUCUACGACAAUGGCAAAGUGGUCAUCACGGACUUCGGGCUCUUCAGCAUUUCCGGGGUGCUGCAGGCUGGCAGGCGUGAGGACAAACUGCGCAUCCAGAAUGGCUGGCUGUGUCACCUGGCUCCAGAGAUCAUCCGCCAGCUGUCCCCUGACACAGAGGAGGACAAGCUUCCCUUCUCCAAGCACUCGGAUGUCUUUGCACUCGGCACGAUCUGGUAUGAACUCCACGCCAGGGAGUGGCCUUUCAAGACCCAGCCAGCAGAAGCCAUCAUCUGGCAGAUGGGGACAGGAAUGAAACCCAACCUCAGCCAGAUUGGCUUGGGAAAAGAAAUCUCGGACAUUCUUCUCUUCUGCUGGGCCUUCGAGCAGGAAGAGCGGCCCACCUUCACCAAGCUCAUGGACAUGCUGGAGAAACUGCCGAAGCGAAACCGCCGCCUGUCUCACCCUGGACAUUUCUGGAAGUCUGCAGAGUCUCUGUCCAGCGAGUCUGCUGUGGAGUUUGGGCCUUGGAGGCUGCCUGUGAUUACCACAGAGCCUUCAUGA